Molecule: messenger RNA, 1207 nt
Organism: Tigriopus californicus
Lineage: Eukaryota; Metazoa; Arthropoda; Copepoda; Harpacticoida; Harpacticidae
Exons: 3
Coding region: 589-1008 (139 amino acids)
Source: RefSeq, a predicted model, not a curated record
UUAUUAAAAGGCAUAAAAUACCCUUUUGUUUUAAAUUGGGCACCAACUUUUAACAACUUGCUGCCGUGCUCCCUUCGGCAAUUCUAUAUAUUAGAUAACCCACUAUUAGGUUUUCAACGUGACUUGGGUCGGUUUUUGUCAACAAUUCCAGACCUGUCCUACAUUCAACGGUGCCCUAGAGCAGCUUAUUGAAUCACUUAACAUAACCAAAUAUUUCAUAGAUUAUGACUUAACAUGGCUUACAGGGAAUUUCAUUCCCUUGGAUUGGUUAAAAAUCAGAGAAUUAAAAGGAAGAAGAAAAUCCAACUUUGCCCUCACUGAUUGCAACAUCUUUACAUUUGAUUAAACAUUGAUAAUGCCCGAAGAGAAGAUGUGGCAGCAAUAAUCCCAUGCAUAUAUCGUUUUUGUAGAGGUCGAUGAACUCUCAGAUGAGACAUAUUUAAUUUUUUUGUCCAGGUAUGGCUGUGUCUAAUUAAGGAUGGUUAUUUUCACACGCUGCUAUAGAAGAGUCAUACAUACCACUUGUUGCUCAAGCAUGAUUUACAUUCUCGGGCACAUUUUUAUGAACUUAGUUAUACCCACCCAAUCAUGAUGUUCACAUCCGCUUUUGCUGUAUUCCUUUUGGUCGUGUCUGCUCAAGGAAGAAGAACGAAGACCUAUGGUCAAGGAUUGGACCAAUGCAAGAAUUUUCGUGUUGGAUGCAGCUUGACCCAUUUGAGCAAGACUCCUCUUUUCAUUGUGGACAAUUAUAUCAAAGAAAACAGGGAUUGCUUAGAUUAUCUCCCCAAAAACCCCAACGACAUUAUGGUUGGCGCGCCAAAUCAAGUCAUAAAUGAUCAUUGCAAGGAAGGGGUUUCCCACGUGAAGGUAUGCGUGAUGGAGCAAAAGUACAAACGAAUGUUGACCCGGGAUCAGCACUUACGAUUGUCCAAGAUCCACCAAUUGGAUUUUACCCAAGUGAAUCUCAACUCGGUUCAAUUCAAAGGCACGUGCUGGGUCUGCCCUUGAUUUGCGGUACUAUUGGUUGAAGCUCAUUGGGACACAAAAUAUAAAGACAACAAUCCAUCAAUGUAUUUGUUCCCCACGUGCAUAAUUUUGAUUUCUUCUUCUCAACGUUAUACAGCGUAUUAUGAUAAAUUUUAAAUAUUCUGAAACCAUGCUAUUCCAUUCCACCAACGAAAUAGACAAAUUAGCUUUGAUCCAAACU